CCCUCGACCUAUCGUUUCGUCGUUAAAAUCCCAUAAAAUGUCCUCCGGAAUCAAGCCUGACGAGACCUGCCUCAAGGCCUACGACGAGCUCAAGCUCGGCAAGAAGCACAAAUUCAUCAUCUACGCUAUCGCUUCCGAUUCGAAGAGCAUCACCACCGUCAAGCAGGCCACCUUGGAGGAGGGUCAGGAGUGGGAGACCUUCGUCGAGCAGUUGCCCGAGAAGGAGUGCCGAUGGGGAGUUUACGACCUGGAGUACGACCAGGGUGAGGGAAAGAGGAACAAGCUCUGCUUCGUCAUGUGGUCCCCCGAUGAUGCCCCGAUCCGACAGAAGAUGAUGUACGCCAGCAGCAAGGAUGCCAUUAGGAAGCAACUCGUCGGUAUCUCUGCCGAGAUCCAGGCUACCAGCUUCGACGAGAUCACCUUCGAAAGCGGUACGCACCUUUUCCGUAGUCUGUGUUCUUAGAUCGUUGUGCGCUCAUCCCUAUUCCGUCUUGUCGCUUAGUUAUGGACCGUGCCGCUCGUC
Messenger RNA from Filobasidium floriforme, 523 nucleotides. RefSeq names its product actin filament severing. Gene Ontology annotation, biological process: actin filament depolymerization; cell motility; actin filament severing. The transcript is spliced from 5 exons. NCBI's taxonomy places the organism in Eukaryota, Fungi, Basidiomycota, Tremellomycetes, Filobasidiales, Filobasidiaceae. Bases 38 to 463 code for a protein of 141 amino acids. Gene Ontology annotation, cellular component: actin cytoskeleton; actin cortical patch; cytoplasm. The record is from RefSeq and is a predicted model, not a curated record. Gene Ontology annotation, molecular function: actin filament binding.